GAUUUGAGAUGUUGACAAGCUGCUUGUCAAGGUGGAUGGGCCUCAGCCAAAUAUGGCUUCUGAACUAUGCCAGACCAUCUCUGUGGCCAAGUUGGAAAGACACAAAAAUCUCUUCUUAAAUUAUCGAAACUUAAACCAUUUUCCUCUGGAGCUGCUGAAGGAUGAAGGGCUUCAAUAUCUUGAGAGGCUUUACAUGAAGAGGAACUCGUUAACUUCACUGCCAGAAAAUCUUGCCCAGAAGCUUCCCAACCUUGUUGAAUUGUAUCUGCACUCAAAUAACAUUUUCUUUUUCCCAGAAGCCAUUGGUUCUCUGGUAAAGCUGCAGUCCUUGGACUUGAGUGACAAUGCUCUGGAAAUCCUGUGCCCUGACAUUGGGAGGCUCAAAUCACUGCGCCAUUUACGACUGACCAACAACCGACUGAAGUUCCUCCCACCAGAAAUUGGAAAGCUGAAAGAACUGCAGACUUUAGACCUCUCCACAAAUCACCUUGUCUCUUUACCGGAGAAGUUGCACUUGUGCCAGUCACUGCAGUACCUGACUGUAGAUAGGAACUUCCUGUGCAGCAUUCCACGCCACCUGUGCCAGCUAGCCAGUCUUAAUGAGCUUUCCAUGGCUGGCAACCGGCUGGCAUCUCUGCCUUUGGAUUUGGGAAGAUCUCGAGAGCUGCAAUACGUGUAUGUGGAUAAUAAUAUUCAGCUGAAGGGUCUUCCUUCCUAUCUCUACAAUAAAGUGAUUGGUUGUAGCGGCUGUGGCUCUCCCGUUCCCAUAUCCGAAACAAAGCUGCUUUCCUUCACCUCUGGACCACUCAGCGUCCAUCUGCCAGCAGAGGUGAAGGCCAUUGGAUUGCCAUGUGAUUCAGUCUUGCCUCUACAGGAGCUGGCACUGCGUUCUCUUCAUGCUGCACUCUGUUCUUUCUUGCCAGAUUUAAGUUGUCUGUCACACAUCUCAUUACCCAGAAGUCUUCUGGAACUGUUGCAGUGCCCCCUAGGACACUGUCAUCGCUGCAGUCAGUCAAUGUUUACCAUAGUCUAUCCAAAGCUCUUUCCUCUGAGGGAGACCCCUAUGGCAGGACUUCAUCAAGGGAGAACGGCUGUCAGUUUUGUGGCUUACUGCUGCUCCACCCAAUGUCUGCAGACAUUUGACCUACUGAGUUGAUACAUAUUUAUUUCACCACUAAUCUCUGACUGUCCCAUCUUCUGCUGUCCUUUCACUGUACAAACAUCAGAAGGAACCAGGACCUCCUGUAUUUGGAAAUAGACCUCAACCUUGUCAACAACAUCUAGCCACUCUUACAUGUUACUGUCCUUCCCACAGGCUUCUCCAAAAAGACAACAUUUUUCUACUUCUGUGUUUACAGAUGAUUCAUGAAUACCACAGGGAGAUGGAAGCUCCUUCCAAAAUACUUAUGAAUGAAGAGAUUCAACAGUCCUGUCCUUGAUUCUCAAUAUGUGUAUAUAGUUGUAAGGAGGGUGAAAUGAGGAGAUGUUAUAGUGUUCAGAACACAGGGGUAUGUGUAUGGGUUAACCAUGG
Nanorana parkeri is the source of this 1531-nucleotide messenger RNA. It is a transcript of the gene LRRC28, whose product is annotated as leucine rich repeat containing 28. The transcript is spliced from 9 exons. NCBI's taxonomy places the organism in Eukaryota, Metazoa, Chordata, Amphibia, Anura, Dicroglossidae. Bases 53 to 1156 code for a protein of 367 amino acids. The record is from RefSeq and is a predicted model, not a curated record. Gene Ontology annotation, molecular function: protein binding.